This is a messenger RNA of Ornithorhynchus anatinus (platypus), 2138 nucleotides long. RefSeq names its product family with sequence similarity 89 member B (gene FAM89B). The record is from RefSeq and is a predicted model, not a curated record. The coding region runs from base 861 to 1421 and encodes 186 amino acids. The transcript has 2 exons. NCBI's taxonomy places the organism in Eukaryota, Metazoa, Chordata, Mammalia, Monotremata, Ornithorhynchidae.
CGUCGGCGGUCGGCGUCCCCCGGCUCCCCGCGGGAGGCCCCAACAGCUUUUCAGCUCAGACCCUCGUGGUCCCCGGCUUCCUUGAGUGGUCCGGUGUCCCCCUGGCUUCGCCCCGCAUCUUUCGGAGAGGCAGGGUGAACGAACAGGCUGGCGAGGAGCCUUCCUUCCCCCUUGGCUGCUAGUGGGCAGACGGGACCCCUCACCCCUCCAAAAUUUGGCCCGCCUCCCCUGUACUCAGCAAACUCUGCCCUGCUGCGGGACUCCCCCCACCCCAAAGAUCGGGAGAGAGGGGAUCCUUCCCAUCUCCAAUCUCCGACUUCACUCAAAUUGGAGGGAGGAUUAACCCCGUCCUUCUCGCGGCUCUCUGCGUUUUAAGGGGCCUGCCCAUCCUCAUCCUUACCAUCCCCUCAACCAGCUCUUCUUGUCCCUGUUGGAGAGGCUGGAGACGGAGGGGCCGAGCAGAGCCGACGCUCGGAGCACCAAUCUCCCCGUAAAAGGGUCGGGAGAGGGGUAGAGAGGUCCGGGCCGAAGCCCCCUCCCACCCCCGUCCCGGAAGGCCUAGAGGCCGGUGGGCCCUUUAAAGGGAGGCCCCGCCCCUGGACGAGGGGAGGGGUCGCGGGCUGGGCUGAGCCGGAGCCGAACAAAGAGCGGGGUGUCGGGUCCCCCGCCCCUUCCCCCGGUCAGAGCCAGCGUGGGGAGGGGGCGCAGCCUGGGCUAAGGAUCCCUCGAGGUCGGGGGGCGCCGCCCCCUCCCCCGGCCGGUACCCCCGACUUCCCCUUCUUCCCUCCGCCGUUUUCUCCUUCCGUUUCCUCCGGGCCGGGCCGGUCCUGCGGGGCCCCCCCAGCCCGCCCCUCGGGCCCAUGAACGGGCUGCCGGGGGCGGCGGGCGAGGGGGCGGCGGGCUGCCCGUUGGAGGGGCUCCCGCCGCUGCCCCGGGGGCUCAGCGGCCUGCUCAACUCGAGCGGGGGGUCGUGGCGGGACCUGGAGAGGCUGUACAGCCAGCGGAGCCGCAUCCAGGACGAGCUGAGCCGCGCGGGCCGCACCCCCGCGGACCGACACCCCGCCGCCCCGCCGAGGCCCGCCAACCUCGACUCCGCCCUGGCCGUGCUGCGGAAGGAGAUGGUGGGCCUGCGCCAGCUGGACAUGUCCCUGCUCUGCCAGCUGUGGUCUCUGUACGAGUCGAUCCAGGACUACAAGACCCUCUGUCAGGACAUGAGCCUCUGUCAGGACAUGAGCCUCUGUCAGGACAUGUCGUCCUCCCUGCACUCGGACGGCUCCUACCCCGCCGACCCCGGCUUCUCGGACGAGGAGGAGGAGCUCCCGGACGCCGGGCUCCCCCGGGACCCGCCCCCACUCCGCGUGCCGCAGACUCACAAUUCUCGGGACAAGUGGCUCCAGGACUCUUUCCACAUCACCAUCUGAUGGCGGCUCCCCCCCCCCCCCCCCCGCAGUGCCUGACCUCGUGCCCCCUCUCCCGGCCCCCAACUCCAGGCUGCCCGUCCCGGAUGGGGCGGGCGGGGGGAGCUGAGGUUUUUUCCCCCCACCCUCUGUCUUCUCUUCCCUCUUGCAGAGCGUCCUCCAGCAGCCGCUCCUUUCUCAAGAUGAGUUUAGGCCAGGAGAGCCAAGAUCAAGGCUUAUACCCCCUGCUGGGGGAGGCUUUCUUUCCCUCACCUCUCACCCCCUGAUUCUUCUUUCCCCCGUCCAGUCCACUUCUGCACACAGCUCUGCAAGGCAGCUAACCCUGGGGUGGGAGCGUCACGGCUAAUAGGAACGGCUAGCUUCCUCCUCGGCCCCCCCAAGCAGAGACAGCCCGAGUUCUGUCUUCUAUUCAGCCAGGGCCGUCUACCCCGGUCCCCCUCCCCGGUUGCCAGCGGCCCCAAAAGGCUGCUGAUUCUGGGGCGGCGCACCCGCCUCCCCAGAUGAGAACAGUCCCCUUCCUUGCUCCGAGCCCCCAAGGAAUCCUCAGGGGUCUGGGGUGGGCCUGUCCCAACCGAUGGCCGAGGCUCCUCUUUCCCCACGGCCCCUUCUGCUGAAAUGGGCCAGAACCUGGCCCCGAGAGACAUGGGGUCCACGCUGGAUAUUUUCAAAUAGCGAGUUCCCAGUCCUGGGGACCCCACGAAUAAAUAUUCUCUUGAGCGA